GCGUUAUGGUUUCUUUUGUAACCUUUUCCUUGCGUGGAUCGUAUCAAUGCACCAGACGGGGGGUCAUCCACGUGCUCCAGUCCCCACAGCGCCUGUGUUUGCUCAGACUGAGGCGGCGCACCGGCUGCUCUCUGCCCGAAGCACAGAGAGAGCACUCGACCACCGACACAACCGAAGUGUAGGAACCGGCUUGCACCGCGGAGGGGUCUGUAUGUGUGCAUUGCCAUCUGAACAAGUCAUGGCCGACCAAACUCCUCUGCAGCAAGGAGAUUCACUGUUGACAAAGCCCCCCCAGCUGAGCCUCCCGAACGGGACAGAAGCCCCCAAAGACGUCCUGCAUGCCAGAGGCCAGUGGGCGAAUAAGGCGGAGUUCCUUCUGGCCGUGGCGGGGCAGAUCAUCGGCCUGGGCAACGUCUGGAGGUUCCCGUACCUCUGCUACAAGAACGGUGGAGGUGUGUUCUUCAUCCCUUACCUUUUGUUCCUGGUGCUGUGUGGCAUCCCACUCUUCCUCCUGGAGACCUCACUGGGACAGUACACCAGCCUGGGAGGUGUCAGCGCCUGGAGGAGCAUCUGCCCUUUAUUUGGAGGGCUUGGUUAUGCCAGCCAGGUGAUUAUCCUGCAUGGCUGCGUGUACUACAUCGUCAUCCUGGCCUGGGCCGUCUUCUACCUGUCGCACAGCUUCCAGGCCGAGCUGCCGUGGUCGCACUGUAACAACACGUGGAACACUGAGACGUGUGUCUUGUUCAACAAACUCAACCAGACCACAAAUGCGAGCAGCCUGCCUGAGAACGCCUCUUCCCCCGUCAUGGAGUUCUGGGAGCGGGAGGUGCUGCGCCUGUCCAGCAAUUUAGACGAGCUGGGUCCAGUCAGCUGGAAGUUGGCUCUGUGUCUGGCCGUCGUCUGGCUCGUCUGUUACUUCUGCGUCUGGAAGGGCGUCAAGUCCACUGGAAAGGUGGUGUACCUGACAGCCACCUUCCCAUAUGUCAUGCUGUUUGUGCUGCUGGUGCGCGGUGCCACACUGCCCGGAGCGACGCAGGGCAUCAUUUACUACCUCAAACCCAACCACACCCGCCUUGCAGACCCGCAGGUAUGGAUGGAUGCCGGUACCCAGGUUUUUUUCUCAUAUGGAAUCUGCUUGGGAAGUCUCACAGCCCUGGGCAGCUACAACAAAUACAACAACGACUGCUACAAAGACUCCUUCCUGCUGUGCCUCCUGAACAGCAGCACCAGCUUCCUGGCAGGUUUCGCCAUCUUCUCGGUGCUGGGCUUCAUGGCAGAGGAGCAAGGCGUGGACAUCAGCACCGUGGCCCAGUCAGGACCUGGCCUCGCCUUCAUCGUCUACCCCAGAGCUGUCGCCAUGAUGCCUCUACCUCAACUCUGGGCUGUCUGCUUCUUCCUCAUGAUCAUCAUGCUGGGCCUGGACACACAGUUUGUGAGUCUGGAGGCCCUGAUGACGUCAGUGACUGACCUGUACCCUCAUCUGAUCAGACGAGGUCACCGGCGAGAGCUGCUGCUGCUGUUUGUCUGUGUCGUCUGCUUCCUGAUGGGACUGGUCAUGGUCACGCCGGGAGGUCUGUACGUGUUCCAGGUUUAUGAUCACUUCUCGUGCAGCGGAGCCAGUCUGCUGCUCCUCUCCAUCUGCCAGUCUGUGGCCAUCGGCUGGGUCUAUGGUAUGAAUCCCAAUCCUCUCCUCUGCUUAUCUUCGUUUUCGUGCUCUAUCUUUUACUGUUUCCUCUUCUCCUCUAUCUGACAUCUCCAUUCC
Paralichthys olivaceus (Japanese flounder) is the source of this 1762-nucleotide messenger RNA. NCBI's taxonomy places the organism in Eukaryota, Metazoa, Chordata, Actinopteri, Pleuronectiformes, Paralichthyidae. The record is from RefSeq and is a predicted model, not a curated record.